AACGUGCUACAAACCGAGGAGGUUUCUUAAUUGACAUCUGUCAACAAUUCGGCGGGAAAGAGUGCUUUGUAAAAAGCUGAUAUUUUUAACAGCCAGUGACAACGCUUUAUUAUCAAUCUUAGCUACGUUAUUAUGGAUAUUAUAUAAUAUUGAUACAUAUUUAAGUGUGGUACUUUUCAAAUAAAAAUGAACGGUGAUAAAGUGAAAAUGGCUUGGCAAGGACAGGAUGAUAAGUGUUGCUAUACCAACGAAGGAUUUGCGAUGUCUGAAAAAAAUGUCUGGGAAGCCAAAAAGAGAGGUGACGGCAACGGAGCAAUGGCUGAAGUCGGAGUUUCUCAAUCUGUUCUUGUGGAGCCCAAAGGUGACACUGGGCGGAAAUUACCUCAAUACAUUGCUGCAUUAUCAGCAACUCUUGGUGCCUUAGCAGCCGGAACAAUGCUGGGCUGGUCAUCGCCAGUUGUAUUGAAGAUUACUCAGGAAAACAGCACCGACUAUGAUUUCGAUGUCUCAAGUUCACAAGGCGACUGGGUCUCGUCACUCAUCAACCUUGGCGCUGCGGCAAUCUGCUUCCCCAUAGGUCUCAUCAUGGACCUUCUAGGACGAAGGAAGACAAUGUUAUUAUUGACCAUUCCAUUUACUUUGGGCUGGUUACUCAUCACCUUCGCUGCCAAUAUCGGAAUGUUAUUGGCUGGGAGGUUCAUCACGGGGGUGGCGGGUGGUGCCUUCUGUGUCACCGCACCAGCAUACACCAGUGAAAUAGCCCAAGACUCAAUACGAGGAACUUUGGGAAGUUAUUUUCAGUUGAUGAUCACUGUUGGAAUACUAUUCGCAUAUGGCGUCGGUAGUUAUACUAGCGUUUUUGUCUUUAACAUACUGUGUACGUUUAUACCGAUUAUAUUUGGAAUUACGUUCUUUUUCAUGCCAGAAAGCCCCAACUUUUUAGUUAUUAAAGGAAGGCACGAUGAAGCUAAAGAUGCUUUGAUAACCCUUCGCGGAAGAGAUUACGAUGUUGAUAGCGAGUUGAAUGAACUUCAGGCCAAGGCUGAAGAUUCCAAACGGAAUCCAGUUUCUUUCGCCUCUGCCAUCACUAAAAAAACUGCUGUUAAAGCGUUAAUUAUAUGUUACGCUUUGAUGGUGUUCCAACAACUCUCUGGUAUAAAUGCUGUUAUAUUCAAUACCUCGGCAAUAUUCACCAGUGCUGGAGCUACUAUACCGGCAGCUAUAUCUUCAAUAAUUAUUGGUGUCAUUCAAGUGGCAGCAACCUUUGUCUCCAGUUUGGUUGUCGAUAAACUAGGAAGAAGAAUUCUCCUCCUAUUUUCAGCUCUCGUAAUGUGUCUUUGCUCGACUGCAUUAGGCGUUUACUUCUUCUUAAAAGACGCCCAUGGUGCAGAAUCGUCAAUCGUCCAAGCAAUGUCAUGGGUACCUCUACUGUCCCUUUCGCUCUUCAUAAUAGCUUUUUCCCUGGGUUUCGGUCCAAUACCUUGGAUGAUGGCUGGUGAGUUAUGUCUGAUAGAUAUAAAAGGAUUCGUGGGCUCAACUGCUGGAACUUUAAAUUGGCUUCUCAGUUUUACGGUCACAAGUACUUUCAACUCGCUAAAUACUUCCAUAGGGUCGGGGCAAGUAUUCUGGCUAUUCGCUGGUAUUAUGGUGAUUGGUUUCGUGUUUAUAUUCUUCAUUGUCCCGGAGACGAAAGGCAAAAGUGCCGACGAGAUCCAAAUCAUGUUGGGAGCUGAACCUCAAACUAUUAGUCGAGUGGAGGGCAAGGUGUAGACAGAAUUAGACUGAUUUGAUAUUUUUUUGUACAAAUUACUUGGGAUAUGCAAUUUUUCUUUGGUACAUUUUAGGUAAACAUUUUGUUAAUGCAGAUAGCAUUAACAAUUUACCAAAGAUUUCAUUAUGUAUGAUGGGUUGAUAUUACUUUGGCAGCUCAAUACUAAACAUAAGGAUUUGCUUUAGAUUCGACUUAGUUGUAAUCUUUUAUGUUCAUAAGUUUUUAAUUUAUUGCUUAUAGAGCAGGUAUUAUAUGAUGUUGCAGCUAAUGACAAAGUAUUUGUAUUUUCUGGCAGGCAAUCUAUAUAAUAUUAAUGUUUAAAUAAUCUAAGAUUUUACUUUUGUUAUCGAAAAACCAUAUCAGAUUUCAAUUAAUACUGUAUCAUAGUGUAAAUUACAUAAGGGACUAAUUUGCAAUAGAGCUAUUUAACUAUCUAAGGUCUCAGUACAAAAUUUUAAAAUCUUAAGUUCUUUGCACAGAUAUGACUAUAUACUGGCCAAUUAUUCCAUCUAACUGUAAAAAUAAAAUUAUUUAAAUCAAUUUUUCUUAACGAGCGUACGAAUAGUGUGCAGUCAGGAACUUUUGUGUCACUUGAAAAGUGCCAUAUAAAUAUCAGCAUUGUGAUUCAAAGAAACUUAAAUCCUUUCGAAUGGAAAGCCAUCUAGUGAUGUAUUUUAUUUAAAAAAAAUACAUGUAGGUAAUAUCUUUAUCAGUGUUUUUAUGACGUUGAUUAUUUCGGGAAUUUUCUAGACUUCCGGAGGAAUGUUUACAAAAUUGAAUAUAGGAUUCAAUUUCAAGUUUGUCGAAAUUUUAAAUAAUAUUAGCCACAAAUAAUAUGUAGGUAGGUACAUGGUUCAUUGCAUUAUUUAACUCGCAUGAAAAAAGAACUAACUUGCACAUAUACACACUUUCAGAUUUGGAAAAAAAAUAUAAUAACGUUGUAUAUUUGAAAAUAGUUUUGGAAACAUAUAAUUCUAUAUUAAGCGUUCGAAAUAUUCUAAACUUUAAUGAUCCUUUAUUUUUAUUACACUUACAAAUAUAAUAUUUUGUGCUAGAACUGUUUGAAUGGCUAUUAUAGAGUCAAUGCCAUAUUUUCUAACAAUUUUGAAACGUCUUAUUUAAUAAUGUCCUGAAUAUUUUGGCUGUUUUAGUUUAUAAGUUAAUCGUGUUUUAAGAUUUUAAUUUCGAGAUCAUAUUACUAUAAUGAUUGUAUUAGGUAUUCAUAAUAUGCAUUAUAGUGUAGAUAAACUAAGUUAUUGUCUAUGUAUAUUAUGUUGUUCGUGUGCAAAAAAUGAUGCAUUUAAUAAAAUUGUUAUACUA
This is a messenger RNA of Leptidea sinapis, 3091 nucleotides long. It is a transcript of the gene nebu, whose product is annotated as facilitated trehalose transporter Tret1. Gene Ontology annotation, cellular component: membrane. Lineage: Eukaryota; Metazoa; Arthropoda; Insecta; Lepidoptera; Pieridae. The record is from RefSeq and is a predicted model, not a curated record. The coding region runs from base 187 to 1770 and encodes 527 amino acids. Gene Ontology annotation, molecular function: sugar transmembrane transporter activity. Gene Ontology annotation, biological process: carbohydrate transport; transmembrane transport. The transcript has 3 exons.